Solea solea (common sole) is the source of this 1013-nucleotide messenger RNA. It is a transcript of the gene acbd7, whose product is annotated as acyl-CoA binding domain containing 7. The transcript has 4 exons. Bases 167 to 433 code for a protein of 88 amino acids. Lineage: Eukaryota; Metazoa; Chordata; Actinopteri; Pleuronectiformes; Soleidae. Gene Ontology annotation, biological process: fatty acid metabolic process. Gene Ontology annotation, molecular function: fatty-acyl-CoA binding. The record is from RefSeq and is a predicted model, not a curated record.
GCAGCCAAUCAGCUCCUGCACAGAGCUCUGUUCCCUCCUCUUCCUCUUCCUCCUCCUCAGGCCUGUGUGUGGAGCUGCAGUCAGUGACAGAACAGCUGCCCGGUGAAGUCUCACAGUCCGCAGAGGCACAUUCAUCUGAACUACGACAAGUCUGCAACCUGCUAAAAUGUCUCUUCAGGCAGAGUUCGACAAGAUGGCGGAGGAUGUGAAGACUGUGAAGACGAAGCCCACGGACCAGGAGUUGCUGGACCUCUAUGGGCUUUACAAGCAGGCAACGGUUGGAGAUGUUAACACCGAUCGACCAGGAUUGUUUGACAUGAAAGGAAAAGCCAAGUGGGACGCCUGGAACUCCAGGAAAGGAAUGUCCAAGGAUGAUGCCAUGUCAGCCUACGUUGCCCUAGGGAAGGAACUCAUUGGCAAAUAUGGGAUAUAAAGCUGAAUUAGCAGAAUUAAAGCAAAGAACAAGACUGCAUACUAACUCCAGUACUAAAACUGUGCUGCGCCUUUGUCAUGAGUGGCCUUCUGCUUUCAGGGGCCAUUCAUGUCUAUAAAAAAUAAUGUGAGAUCUUAGGUUUUUUUUUUUGUUGUUGUUGUUAUUUUAUAGAUUUACAUUGAUUUUUACAUUUCAUUUCUAACUAAGACAUUUCUAUGCAUCUUCUGAGGCUAAAUAUGUUGAAACCACUAAUUCGUACUUAAUCUAAUGUUUGGUGUUUAUGCUUAUGUGAGAGGGAAAGUGAGGCUUUUUAGUUUCCAUGGUUUCACAAGACCAGAAUAUAAGAAAACAUGGAGAUGGACUAUCGGCGUUGUCAGUUAAUAGCUGUUGUGUGUGCAAUGAAGUACAUCCAUCUUCUACCACUUUAUCCUCCACAUUAGGGUUGCGGGGGUGCUGUGCCGAUCUCAGCUGACAGGGCGACAGGUGGGGUUCAUCCUGGACAGUUAUGGUCAAUUUAGAGUGUCCAAUUUACCUAAUCCCCACAUUGCAUGUUUUUGUCCAAAUAAAAGUUUGCAACAUC